AUGACAAAUGCAGAUGACUUAGCAAAUGUAACCUCUUGCAAAUUUCCCGAAAACCCGUAUUGUCAGUACGAGAAAGAGAGACUCUCUCAUUUAAUGAUUCGCUUGGAAUCUUCCUUGUCUUUGUGUGGUCGCUUCAAUCUAAACGAAGCUGAGUUAAAGCUACUUGCAAAAGCAAUGAUUCCUAUAAAGUUGACUGAUAUAAUUGAUACUGCUAAAGCUCUGCGUGGCAAUUUCCCUUCAGAAGCACAUCAGGUGCAGCCGAAAUACGAUGCUCUUUUGGAAAAAUGCCAUUCUCUUCUUGAGGGGAUUGCAGAGCUGAAGUUUCCGCCUGUGAAACCAAGAUGGGCGGAUUUUACCGACGCUGGACCUGGAGUUGCUUGUAACAAUUUCGAAGUACAGUUCAAGGAUGACUAUCGGAUCAGACUGCAUUCUUCCAGGGGUAAUUCGUCUGAUAACGAGGCCGAGAGAACUAACAGCGCAAUCGGCGACAGUAUCGUAGAUGGCGCAACUCUCCAGUGGAACAAACAUAAACGCUUUGAUGGACUAAGUGAUGAAGAUAUAAGUAAACUGACGGUGAAAGAGUUCGAAGAGCACGAGACGGAUAGAAUGGAGAAGAAUGCGUGGUACUGUGCUAAUGAAAUUCGCAAUAGGGUUGAUGGGGCACCAGUGUUUAACGAGUUUAUUAAAUGUUAUUUAACUCCAAAGCAAAGCCCUUUCUUUUUCAACAAAAAAUACUUAAAACAAUUUUAAAGUUGUACUGCCGCUGAGUCAAAACAACAGGUUCCUGGUUACCACUACAUAACGAAUGUUUUAAACUUUAUUGAAAGACACUACAGAAUUGGUGAACUAUAUAUGGAAUAUAUAAGGGACGGAUGUCGGGAAAAUGGAGAGGUAUGCAAGAAAUGUAGUGAAAAGGACUGGGUUGGACCCAGGUUCUCCAGAGUUCCUGCCCUGUAUCCAGAUCCUGAUAAGCCAGGGCAUUAUAUGAGUGUUUUCAACACACCAACCACAGACAAUAACGGGCAGUUAAGGGAAGUGGAUGAUGUCGCUCCCAGGACAGUGAUAUAUAUAUAUAUAAAGCUGGCACAAUCUCAUCGGACAAUGUCGAACAACUUAAAGAAGUAUCCAGUCGCUAUUGUGUUGAAGAGAAGGAUGUCGCAUCAUAUGUUAAACACCUUGAAGAGUUGAAAAUGAUGUCUGCUAUCAGGGAAAACGAAAGAAGAAAAAAACGAGAAAAAGAGUGCAGCAAAACCUAUGAGAACUAUGAUUGGAAUACCCUCAUUGAUUCAGGAAAACUAAAUUCAUUAAAAGUGAUGGAACUUGACAAGUACCUUAAGAGACACGACCUGUCCACUAUCGGAAAAAAAGAGGAUAAAAUCAAACGAAUUAAGGCAGAUUUCUACAUAAAUAGGACCAACGACGCAGCCAUUGAUGCAGAAACUUCAGAUGAUGAUACUUUGUCAGGAGAUGGUGAAUCCGAUUCUGACGAUGAUGAAGUACUUCAGAUAAUUCCAGAAGGCGAUGAAGACGACAAUUCAACUGAGGGAAUGUCUGAGGAUUCUGAUGAAGAAAUUGCAAAUUUGCCAACGAUACGCAGCAGAAGAGCAGCUAGUUUUCCACAUGCAAGAUACUGUACGAAGACUAUUAUGUUUAUUAACUAG
Messenger RNA from Paramuricea clavata, 1661 nucleotides. The record is from the annotation of a GenBank genome assembly. NCBI's taxonomy places the organism in Eukaryota, Metazoa, Cnidaria, Anthozoa, Malacalcyonacea, Plexauridae.